ACCUCUGACCUCUGCUGUACAGAUGAGAAUGGGCCAGAGACAGGACAAGGCGUCAGGGCAAGGGGUGAAGGCCGGCCCCGCCCGGGCACCGCGGGGUAGUGAGGACACCCGCCGACAGUUCAAGGACCUGGAGGAACCAGGCGGCAGCGGCGGCACGGCAACCAACGGGUGUCAGGACUACUGUUACCAGGGCAACGGGGUCAAAGAGCAGGACAGCAGGACAGCACCUGUCUGGCAGAGCAACAUGAGCAGAGAGAGCCCCUGCCCCUAUGUCACAAAGGGAGGGGCAAGAGCUACAACCAAAGUGGAGGAGGCGGGUCUUCUAACGACGGCGCAGCUCCAUAAUAGCCAAAGCCCAGCGUCCAGCGCGCAGACAGCCUCACGCUGCGACAGGAGCACGGACUGCAGCGCUUACGGCGGGAUGGCCCAGCGAGGGAGGGGCCAGGAAGAGGCGGAUGGUGUCUGCUUGCUCCUCACGCCGGGCCACGAGGGCGAAGAGAUGCACCUCCACUCAGCUCACAUCGGCUGGCCUCCGGGUCCCCGCGCCGAACAAGGGUCAGUCUACCCCUGCCAGCCCAUUCCGUCAGCGUUAAAAAAAGCACUGGGGGAAGGGAGAUGGGCGCCGUUGGAGGAGGGGGUGACGCCUGGCUCCCUCAGCCUGCAGCACCCCUCUGAGAGGGGCAUCUGGACUGUUUCUGAAACAGCCAGCGAGGGUUCUGCUGCCCCUUCUGACCCAGAGCCGGCUGCAGUCCAGACUGGGGAUCAGGGCACCUCCCUUUCGGAAGUGAAACAGGAUGAAAGCUUCUCUGGCCGGGACGUUUUUAAACCAGGGGCUUCUUGGGUCAUGACUGGAGCAAGGACUGGAGCAGCUGCCAAUUCAGAUGACGGUACAGGGUCUGGACGAAGGAGUCCAUCCCACAGAGAGACUGUGAGGAAUCUACAGCACCAUGAUCUAGAGCACAUAGAUCUACAACACAGGGAUCUAUUGCACCAGGAUCCAAAGCACAGAAAUCUACAGAACAGUGAUCUACAUCACAGGGAUCUACUGCACCAAGAUCUAGAGCACAUAGAUCUACAACACAGAGAUCUACUGCACCAGGAUCUAGAGCACAGAAAUCUACAGAACAGUGAUCUACAUCACAGGGAUCUACUGCACCAAGAUCUAGAGCACAGAAAUCUACAGCACAGUGAUCUAGAGCACAGCAAUUUACCCUACACCAAUCCACAGCCGAGAGAUGUACAGUACAGGGAUCUACAUUACACCAAUCUACAGCACAGCGAUCGAGAACACAGGGAUCUACAGCACCAAGAUCUAGAGCACAGAUAUCUACAACACAGGGAUCUACAGCACCACGGUCUACAGCACAGUCAUCCACAUCAACGAGAACCACAGCACAGAGACGCACUGCAGAUAGAUAUGGACGAUCCCACUCAAAGAGAAAUGCUGCGGGAGCUCCCAUUGGCCAAUGAGGUGGUGGAGAAACAUGUCACUCAUUCAGCCUACUCAGCCACAGGUGAGGAGACUCUCACCCCAGUAUCGACUCCAAACCUUGGGACUCUAGACAAACACCUUCCCAAAGACUCAGAAACGGGGAAUAACCUGCCAACAUCUGAAUCAGCCACAUCCUCUCCCCUGCCAAACAUGUCCUCGCCUUCGCCGACCACAUCCUCUCCCGCACCAGCCAGACCCUGGCUUUUCACACACUACCCGCUACCAAGCGCACCCUCUCCCCCACCAGACAUGCCCUCCCCCCUGCUGAGGAGGAGAGAAGAGAUCAUGCACACACACGUGGAAAGAGAGAAUCCUUUCUUCACUACCGCAAUAUCUGCACCACCCGCUGUCCACUCAAACCCCACUUCAAGUCCAGGAUGUGCAGCACAGAGGAGCGUAUUCAACCCCAUCCUGCAUGCGGACUACCUCUACUCUGAGCCUCGUCUACACACGAAGCGCACCCACACAGAGCUCCACCAACACGGAGACCAGGCCCGUGCUGAAAGCACGGAGAGAAAGAGGUUGACCACGGCUGGCUGUGGCGAUAUCUCUGCCCUGGGGCCCCUGCCAAGCAGGAAUAAACCCAAGGGACCCCCUCCACCCGUCCCCAAGAAACCCAAGAACCCCUUCAUCCGUCCCGAGCAGGAGCCCCACCUCCACACACCCCCUCCUGUGAGGGACUCCAUGAAGCCCAAAGGACCACCCCCGCCGGUCCCUAAGAAACCAAAGUUUUGCCCCUUCUUGCUGGGAAUAGAGCGGGGUACAGCUGCUCCAGAGCCCCACCCACUCUCCCUGGGCAAGCAGCACCAGGAACCGGAGCCCGAGGUGUGGCCCUUGAGGGCCGAGCCGGAGCCCCUGUGUGGAGCGGUGGGCGAGAGCAUGUGGGCCAGGCUUCUGGACCGGAACCAGCUGACCUCCUCAGAGGUACCACCCAGACCAAUCGCAGAGCUCAUAAAGGAGAGAGUGCUGCAGGAGAGGGGCCGCUCCCAGAUCCAGGAGCAGAAUCAGAACCAGAACCAGAGCUCAGCCAGGGAGUCCCAGUGCGCAGUGCGCAGAAUGAUGGAGGGGAGCCAGGCAGUGACGGUGGCUCUGAUGAAAAAGACCUUUGAUGUUCCCAAACGAGUCCCUGAAAACCUGCCUGAGCCCGCACCCAAAAAAAACAUGUUCCGGCGCGUGGUGAGGCAGAGCAAGUUCCGCCAUGUGUUUGGCCAGGCGGUGAAGAACGACCAGUGCUACGACGACAUCAGGGUGUCGCGGGUCACGUGGGACAGCUCCUUCUGCGCCGUCAACCCCAAAUUCGUGGCCCUCAUCAUCGAGGCCAGUGGGGGAGGAGCCUUCCUCGUCCUGCCCCUGCAGAAGACGGGUCGCAUCGACAAAGCCUACCCCACUGUGUGCGGUCACACAGGGCCUGUGCUGGAUAUCGACUGGUGUCCGCAUAACGACCAGGUCAUCGCCAGCGGGUCAGAGGACUGCACGGUCAUGGUGUGGCAGAUUCCGGAAAACGGGCUGGCCAACCCCCUGUCGGAGCCAGCAGUAGUGUUAGAGGGACACUCCAAGAGAGUGGGCAUCGUCACGUGGCACCCCACGGCCCGGAACGUGCUCCUGAGCGCCGGCUGCGAUAACAUGAUUAUUAUCUGGAACGUGGGGACGGGUGAGGCUGUGAUCCAGCUGGAGGAUCUGCACCCCGACCUGAUCUACAGCGCCUGCUGGAACCGCAAUGGCAGCCUGAUCUGCACUGCCUCCAAGGACAAGAGAGUGCGCAUCAUCGACCCGCGCAAAGAGCGCGUCAUCGCGGAGAAGGACAAAGCUCAUGAAGGGGCGAGGCCAAUGAGAGCAAUCUUCCUGGCAGAUGGAAACGUCUUCACCACUGGCUUCAGCCGCAUGAGUGAGCGUCAGCUGGCCCUCUGGGACCCUAAAAACAUGGAGGAGCCCAUUUCUGUUCAUGAGAUGGACACCAGUAACGGAGUUCUGUUGCCGUUCUACGACCCUGACACGAGCGUCGUGUACCUGUGUGGGAAGGGAGACAGCAGUAUUCGGUACUUUGAGAUCACGGAUGAGGCUCCUUUUGUGCAUUACCUGAACACCUUCAGCACCAAGGAACCCCAGAGGGGUAUGGGAUACAUGCCAAAAAGGGGGCUGGACGUCAACAAGUGUGAGAUCGCCAGGUUUUACAAACUUCACGAGAGAAAAUGUGAACCAAUCAUCAUGACUGUGCCCCGGAAGUCGGACCUGUUCCAGGACGACCUGUACCCGGACACGGCGGGCCCAGACUGGGCGCUGGAGGCGGAGGACUGGUUCCAGGGGCGCAACGGGGAUCCCAUCCUCAUCUCCCUCAAACACGGCUACGUCUCGGGCAAGAACCGCGACCUCAAGGUGAUCAAGAAGAACGUCCUGGAGGGCAAGCCCGGCAAAACGGAGAACUCGGCUCCCGCCCGCAAGCAGGUGUCCCCCGUCCCGUCUAUACAGCGGGAGGUGCGGGUGGAGGACAUAGUGAAGGAGCUCCGGACGGUCAGAGAGAUGGUGAGCGGCCAGGAGAGGAGGAUCUCCAAGCUAGAGGAUCAAAUGGCCAAGCUCUCCAUCUGAAGCCCCGCCCCCACACUCACACUUACACACACACACACACACACACACACACACACUAUUCAGGACAAUCCAUUGGCUGGGAGAGGCUUGGGUGGGUGGGGCCAGUCACUGCCGAGUUUGACGACAGCAUUCCGCCUGGAGCCCGCCAAACAACGAUCCCGAGCAACAUUCCAAGAAGACGAAGUUCUGUCCCCUCCGAAGACGCGAAGAUACCUACACAAGAAACACACGGAAAAAUCACAGUGAAAAGAACGAAAAGACAAUUUAGUCCAGCUUUUUAUUAAAAACAAGCUCAUUUUAAUAAUUUUUUUUUUUUUUUUUUUUUUUUUUCAUUGUUUAACUUUUUUGAUUGUGACCAUGAAGAUGCUGUCAUGAGGAGUUAGUGUUUACAGUGCUGUACCUGGCUCUAGUCUUCACUUCCUGUUGCCAAAAUCUCCUUUGCAGUAUUACUUCCUGUUUUUACUUCCUGUAUUUUUUUGUUUUUGUUUUGAGGUGUUGUUUAUGGACGAGUACAGCAGGGCCACGUAAAGGAGGGUAACGCUUCACCUGUCAAUCAAUGAAUCAGUCAAACAAUCAAGCGAUCAUCACUCAAACUGUGAAACUUGCCAAGGACAAAUUCCUUCUGGCUAAAAGCCACCUGUGCUUUCUGUAAGUAAAGAUGUGCUCUCAGGUGCCAUGCCAUCAGUGUUAGUCCGCCUGCCAUUUCUGUGGCCCCGUUUAUAGAAAUGUUCUUGGAUUUAAACUCAGGUGGAAUCUUAAGAUCAUUUCUUCGACUUGUGUUCGCUCCCAACUUCAAUUUGAACGUGUACACGCUUUAAUCUCGUCGGCCAUUUUCCUCUUGAGUAAGGUUCUAUCUCAGCCACUCUUGCACUCUUCACGCCUCACAUUGGUUAUCGGAUUCAGUGUUAUUCUUGCAGUGCUGACACACCGCACUUCAGGGAUUCAGACAUGCAGCACUUCCCCAUAACCGCCAGGUAACUAUCGUACGUACGUCUCGUGUAAACAUUACGUAAAAAUACGAUCGUAUCCAUGUCAAAGUGGGUUUUUACAAAUAACUACUUAGCCAUGGUUUUCUGCGUAAGCCACUAAUUAAGAUAUAAUUUGAUCGUAAGAUAAGUAAGUGAGGCAUCUAUUAGUAUUGGGGUGUGGGAUGAGUCUCGUUAAAAGUGGGGUAGCGGAGUGCAUUAUGAGUCCAAUUGAAAGGGGUACGGGGGUUGUAGGUGAUUCUCUGCUACUUCUAGCUCUAUAUGUCUCCCAGACCCAGACAUCUGUUUGAAACUGAUCUGAAAACAGUUUGUGACAUCUUGCUCCAAUGACCCCUCUUUGCCUGCCAGACGUCAGAGUCCACUGCCACACGUCUGCACACAUACAAUAUGUUCGUGCAAGAGGGUUUUAAUCAUGUCGAGUUUCUUCUGCACACUAAAUAAAUAUGAGUUCCGCAAUACUCCAA
Conger conger (European conger) is the source of this 5525-nucleotide messenger RNA. Its product is annotated as coronin-1C-A-like. Bases 23 to 4075 code for a protein of 1350 amino acids. The transcript has 11 exons. NCBI's taxonomy places the organism in Eukaryota, Metazoa, Chordata, Actinopteri, Anguilliformes, Congridae. The record is from RefSeq and is a predicted model, not a curated record. Gene Ontology annotation, biological process: neural crest cell migration; actin filament organization. Gene Ontology annotation, molecular function: actin filament binding.